Cadophora gregata is the source of this 891-nucleotide messenger RNA. RefSeq lists its product as uncharacterized. NCBI's taxonomy places the organism in Eukaryota, Fungi, Ascomycota, Leotiomycetes, Helotiales, Ploettnerulaceae. The coding region runs from base 1 to 891 and encodes 296 amino acids. The record is from RefSeq and is a predicted model, not a curated record. The transcript is spliced from 2 exons.
AUGGCGUCUCGUGAGGAUGCCAAUCAGCGAUGGUUCAUCAGAGGAGUGACCCGCGAUCCUGACAACCACUACAAAUCCAAGUUCCGUGUCGGAGGGCCUGCGUUUGUACCAUCCAACAAAUCCAAGACAUUUCACUUCUUUUCCAGACUCCCACCCGAGCUCCGCAACCGCAUCUGGAAGUACGCCUUACCAGCUGGUCGCCUAGUUCGAAUCUUCUACACCGAGAUCCAUUAUCCUUCAGGCACAUACUCGAAUGAUGACCUCGGCCUGACGACUUUCACUUCCAAUGCGCCUAUUCCCGCGAUGCUUCAUGCGUGUGCAGAAUCCCGUCAGGUUGCUUCGAAAGUGUACAAGCUACGUCUCGGCACAGCUCAGAGCCCUGCAACAAUAUACCUCGACUUAUCAGUCGACACUCUGUAUUUUGGUAGCUUCACCGACAAGAAGCGGAUAUUCAUUGCUCGUACACUGGUAAACACUUUCGCGGAAGAGGAUUUCCAGCAGAUCCGUCACAUCGCUGUCCAGUACAAAACCUUCUGGCGGUACUUCUGCAACAACAUGCAUGGCAUUGCAGAUUUUGUGGGCAUCAAGACCCUGCAGCUGGUACUAGAGAGAAACUCGAAGUCUGAGACCAAUGACAUGAUAUUGGUUCACCCGGACUGGACACCAGAACCCCAUUGGGCAAGGUACGGAGAGGAGGAUAAUAACAGUUUCAGUGCCACCCAAUUGGCAGACUUGGAGGUCGGAGCGACCUAUGAGUAUGACUCGGACUGGAAGAGAGCUUCGUGGGAGGCGGAUGAGAUUCUUUAUGAGAUUUGUGAUGAUUGUCCUGCUUUGAAGCCAUUGCUGCCCGAUAUCAAGAUCAUGCUUGCAUUGAAGAAGGUGGACGGUUGA